Messenger RNA from Bursaphelenchus xylophilus (pine wood nematode), 1947 nucleotides. The record is from the annotation of a GenBank genome assembly. Lineage: Eukaryota; Metazoa; Nematoda; Chromadorea; Rhabditida; Aphelenchoididae.
AUGUCCGAAUCGGAAGACGAAGAUUUGUGUUCUGUUAUCCCUCCAGAAGGCCUUCGAAUGGCUAUGGUAGCUAUGGCAGGAACCGUCAUCGCGCUGGUAUCCGUUAUUUUCAACGCCUUCCUCUUCUUCAUCCUCAUCUCCAACUCCCAAUAUCGUCGAACUCAUCUUCUAUUCCUUGCUUUUCUAGCUCUCAUUGACACAUUCUUGUCAGGUAUGUUAAUUUUACUCUAAAAAAGUUAGAUGUUUUUGGUCAAAGUUUUACUUUUCAUUCUAACCUUUUGUACGUAGGCGAGGAUUGAAAAUCAAUCUGACCGCCAUUUUUUUAAAACUAAAUUACUGAUCUUGGAAGAGUAAAUAAAACUGAGACAAAAUUAGAGAUCAACUCCCAAUAACAAUAUUUUUUAGCCUCUUACAUCAUGAUCUUCCCGGUAAACUUGUUUAUGGACUACUUUGAGAGCGAGUUUUUGGCUUGGGCUUGGUUUAAUUACGUAAAACCGAUGCUGGCCAUAUGCCAUGUGGCCAUAACCAGUUCAGCGUUGCUGUUGACGGCAGCCACCUUUGAACGAUUUCUGACCAUUUCCAAGAUUCGGAACCAGUUCUCGACAACCAUCAGGUUGUUUAUUGUAUCGGUUACGGUAAUUUUUGCAGUUGCUGCAAAGGCUCCUAUGUAUUUUGAAUUAAUUGUAAGUGAACUAGUUCCAAAAAAUAGUGAUGGACUUUCUGUUUUAUUUAGUAUCGUUAGUAAUAUUUUUCAGGUAGUCGAGAAUCCGAACUGUACUGGAGUCACUGGUUAUUCAGCUUACAUGGCUGAGUGGAGUAAUGAAGAGCCUUAUCAAACCGUCUACAAGUUCUGGUUCAGAAAUAUUGUCGGCACUUUUCUCCCAUUCUUCCUAUCGCUUCAUUUUAACAUCCGGAUUGUAGCCCGUCUGAGGCAACAACACACUGGAGCUAGGCUUUUUAGAUUCGCAACUUCCGAACAUCGGGUAAUUAGCAUUACCACUUUUUUUAAACUUUUUACGAACCCUCACCAAAGUUAACAAAUUCAUGAGGUAAUCCAUUACAGAGGAAUAUUCGUGCUGCGACAAGAAUGCUGGUGUUGAUUACAAGUACUUACAUUGUGUGCAACUCUCUCUCCGUUGUGAUCGCAGCUUGGGAAUUUAUUGAUAAGGUAAGGUCGAGAUUAUUUUUUAAUCUUCUUCAGGAAUCAUUGUAUACCAGCCAAUUGCGUCCAUUCUAUACUUACGCAACAGAUCUGGUCUCGAUUCUUACAGUAGUCGCUUGUUCGAUUCGUCUUCCAAUUUAUUAUUUUUGUAACGUGAGUUGUUAAUUGCCUUAAGCAAUCCAUUUUAGAGACGACUCCGGAGAGAAGUAAACGAAACGCUACUACGGUUUUGUGGAUGUGAGCCCGAGAAGAUUGAAGGAUUCUCGAGGAAAAGCCGGCUGACCACCAUAAGGUAUGUUUUGUGAACAAAACCGUAAGAAUUAGUAAAUGAUACGAAGAUGACAGGAUUUAGGAUACAAUCCGUUUUUAAAGAUAGGCAUACCCUGUGUUUUCAAAUAUCUUUUAACCCCUAUAAAACGUACCAAAAUGGCAAAAUAAUUUUUUUGGUUGAGUUUGACCUUGCUCAUCAAGGGCUUAUUACGGCCAGAAACCUAACCAACCUCCAAAAGGUUGUUCUAUCCAUUCGUCCUACCGAAUCACUCGACUCUGCUCUCCUUUUUCCGAGGAAGAGAAAGAAUAAUUUUUUUAAGAGUAAAUUUCCACAAAAGCUUACUGUAAGUUUCAGAUAUCUGAACACGGGAGAUGGAUUUGUGUUGUGUAACAACGAAAAUCGGCGGAAUGAGCCCAAGUUUGUUGUGGGGACAGGCUUUGACCGGGUCGUUUUACAAGUGGCAAUGCAGGAUUUCAAUCGGGCCAAUGGAAUGUGUAAUGCAGCUCAUAUAUGA